AUGGCAUCAUCUUCUUCCCAUUUUCAUUACCACAAAAGCCGUAAUGAUGAUGCUGAAUUUGAAUCUCUUUUUGACGAAUUAUUAGAAAUUCCCGAUGACAUUCCCGAACCAAAAAUGAGGAAAAAACGUGCUUUUAUCGAGAGACACCGGGAAGAAGGAGAUAUAAAGCUCUGGAAUGAUUAUUUUUCUGAGACUCCUACAUACCCUCACAAUAUAUUCCGGCGACGGUUUAGAAUGAGCAAGCCAUUGUUCAUGCGUAUUGUCCAUCGUCUCUCAACGGAAGUAGAGUAUUUUGCUCCAACACAAGAUGCAGUCGGAAGGUCAAGUCUAUCACCGCUCCAAAAAUGCACCGCAGCAAUUCGUCAGUUAGCAUAUGGUGGUGGGGCUGAUACGGUAGACGAAUAUGUCCGAUGUGGUGAAACAACAGCUCGAAAAUGCUUGCACCAGUUUACCGCCGGAAUUAUUCACUUGUUUGGCGAUGAAUUUCUAAGACGGCCUACACCGGAGGAUCUUGAGAGACUACUACAUAUUGGAGAACAACGUGGGUUUCCCGGGAUGAUUGGAAGCAUCGACUGUAUGCAUUGGGAGUGGAAGAAUUGUCCUUCCUCUUGGAAAGGUAUGUAUUCCCGAGGAACCGAUAAACCAACAAUUGUGUUGGAGGCCGUAGCUUCUUAUGACCUUUGGAUAUGGCACGCUUUUUUUGGAGGUCCGGGUACUAUGAAUGAUCUUAAUAUUCUUGAACGAUCACCUGUUUUUGAUGACAUAAUUUAUGGAAGAUCUCCGCAAGUCGACUUCACUGUCAACGGAAGGGAGUACAAUUUCGCCUACUAUCUCACCGAUGAUGAACGACGUACAGAGACUGAAGAUGAGACGUUCCAAGGUCAAGAUACUUCUUUUUGCGUCAAGAUCCCGACUGAGCUUUUCACUCCAGUCACAGUUGAUGAUGAGAAGUAA
Raphanus sativus (radish) is the source of this 954-nucleotide messenger RNA. RefSeq lists its product as uncharacterized. The record is from RefSeq and is a predicted model, not a curated record. Lineage: Eukaryota; Viridiplantae; Streptophyta; Magnoliopsida; Brassicales; Brassicaceae. Bases 1 to 954 code for a protein of 317 amino acids. The transcript has 3 exons.